AUGUAUAUUUCCCCAGUUGGAAUCGGCAAUGCAAAGCCAGAAGAUCCCUUCUGGCUGGAGGGUAUCAAGCAUCAGGGCAUCUCCGCUUUCAACCCAGACCCCAGCUCUUACAAGGUGUUCCGUAACGUCAAGGAUUUUGGCGCUGUUGGUGAUGGCGUAGCGGACGACACAGAGGCUAUCAACGCUGCGAUGUCCAUGGGAGGGAGGUGCGGUGGCGGAAAUUGGGAGUCUUCCACGAUCGUCCCUGCCAUCGUUUACUUCCCUCGAGGCAUAUACAAAAUCGCCUCUCCUAUUGUUGCUUAUUAUUACACCCAAAUCAUCGGAGAUGCACGAAAUCCCCCAACUCUUCUUGCUGCCUCUAACUUCAACGGGAUGGCCAUCAUCGAUGCCGAUCCGUAUAUUCCCGGAGGAGGUGGUGCUCAAUGGUACACGAACCAGAACAACUUCUUCCGCAGUGUCCGGAACUUCGUAAUCGAUCUCAGGCGGAUGCCUGACUUUGCGUCUGCCACUGGAAUACAUUGGCAGGUUGCGCAAGCAACUUCGCUUAUGAAUAUAAUAUUCUUAAUGAGCACGCGGAAGAACAAUGCCCAUCAGGGAAUUUGGAUGGAGAAUGGAAGUGGCGGUUUUAUGGGAGAUCUAACAUUUCAUGGAGGCAAAUUCGGCAUGUGGGUAGGGAACCAGCAAUUCACUGUGCGCAACAUCACGGUGCAUAACGCAGACACAGCCGUGUACGGAAUGUGGAACUGGGGAUGGACGUUCCAGGGGGUUACAAUCGACAAUUGUCAGGUUGGCUUUGAUCUCAAGACUGGAGGAACAUCGUCGGAUAAUCAAACUGUCGGCGGAGAGGCCAUUAUUGACGCUAUAGUGACCAACACGCCUGUCUUCCUGCGCACCUCAACAGCGACCUCUUCGCUAGCUGGGUCGCUUGUCUUGAACAACAUUCAUCUUAACAAUGUCCCUGUAGCCGUUGGCGUCAUCGGGGGACAAGUCCUCUUACCAGGAGGUACCACCGUCAUUGCCAGCUGGGCGCAAGGGAAUGUGUAUACAGGCAUGAACAGCCAGCAUUCGUUUGUUCGGGGCAACAUUCCUGCGCCAAUGAAGGCACAGAGUUUGCUUGAUAGCUCUGGCAGGAUUUUCGGCCGAGUGCAUCCCCAGUAUGAAGACUACUCUGUAGACCAGUUCGUGAGCGUCAGAACUCUAGGCGCGAAGGGCGACGGGCGCACAGACGAUACAGAGGCACUCCAGUCUAUUUUGAAUGAGUACUCGGGACGAAGGAUCAUAUUUGUCGAUGCGGGCACCUAUUACAUAACGGGCACCCUCACAAUCCCUGCAGGUACCCAACUUGUAGGCGAAGCAUGGAGCGUAAUAAUGGGUGGUGGACCCGCCUUCGCCGACCAGAAAAAUCCUACUGUCAUGGUGCGAGCUGGGGAGCCGGGUUCCGAGGGUAUCCUCGAGAUCACGGAUAUCAUCUUUGCGACGCGGGGCCCUGCACCAGGCGCUAUCGUUGUGGAAUGGAAUAUACAUUCUGAUAUUCAGGGCGGCGCCGGGAUGUGGGAUUCUCACAUCAGACUCGCGGCCGGGACAAACUUGGAAGUAGCACAAUGCCCCCAAACGCCGGUCAACGACUCAUGCUAUGCGGCGUUUCUCGCACUUCACUUAACACCUAGUUCAAAUGCCUACCUCGAAGGCACUUGGGUCUGGCUAGCAGAUCAUGAUCUUGACGGAGAUGGAAAGUCUCAGAUCACAGUUUUCAGUGGUCGUGGUAUAUUGUCCGAGUCGGCGGGACCUGUAUGGAUGAUUGGAACAGCUGAACAUCAUACACUGUAUCAAUACAAUCUCAUCAAAGCCAGAGACCAUUAUAUGGGGUUGAUACAAACUGAGACGCCAUACUAUCAGCCGACUCCCAUGCCUCCGGCACCGUUCUCGAUCGAAGCAAAGUACAAUGACCCAACAUUCCCACCCGGCCAAUCGUCGUCGUGGGCCGUCAACAUACAGAAUUCUGCAAACAUCCUAAUCUUUGGCGCUGGCCUCUACAGUUUCUUCAGUAACUAUACGCAAGCGUGUCUCAAGGAUCGGUCGUGCCAAAGCCAGAUUUUCAACGUCGACCUCACGUCGUCGAUCAGCGUGUACAGUCUGGCAACGGUCGGAGUGACCCAUCAGCUCAGCGUUGAUCAUCACCCGAUCAUUCCAGCCAAUGCAAAUAUGAACGGCUUCCAGUGCACGGCUACUGCUUGGACACGGUAAUGCACACAGUAGGAUUAACUGGUCGAUAGCAACGGGUGCCUAGGGCUAUCACCUCUUGUAAGUACUAAUUCCCAUGACAUGCCGAGCUUCCGUUUCUUUGAAUGACGUCGCUACGAAUUACUUUUCUUUCCUUUUGAGUGGUUUAUGUGCGAUGUUAUGGACAGGAUGCUUGCGAUAGACGUAGACCGACCAAAAAUGACUGCAGGCAACCACUGGUGCUCUCAUCGAAGAUUACUUUAGCUAUAGAGAGGACCGCCCUCAUGUGCAUCAU
Molecule: messenger RNA, 2515 nt
Organism: Postia placenta MAD-698-R-SB12
Lineage: Eukaryota; Fungi; Basidiomycota; Agaricomycetes; Polyporales; Adustoporiaceae
Product: glycoside hydrolase family 55 protein
Exons: 22
Coding region: 1-2244 (747 amino acids)
Molecular function (GO): polygalacturonase activity
Source: RefSeq, a predicted model, not a curated record